This is a messenger RNA of Anolis sagrei ordinatus, 4812 nucleotides long. It is a transcript of the gene PIGG, whose product is annotated as phosphatidylinositol glycan anchor biosynthesis class G (EMM blood group). The record is from RefSeq and is a predicted model, not a curated record. Gene Ontology annotation, cellular component: endoplasmic reticulum membrane. NCBI's taxonomy places the organism in Eukaryota, Metazoa, Chordata, Lepidosauria, Squamata, Anolidae. Gene Ontology annotation, biological process: GPI anchor biosynthetic process.
UGCCCGCCCCCGUGGGCUGAGGAGGAAGCGGCGGGAGCGCAGGUGCCGGUGGCGGCGGGCGAGAGAGAGGGAGAGAGAGAGAGGAUGCGUCUGCGGUCGGGGGCCUUGGCGGCGUCGUGCCUCCUGGUGCAGGCGCUGGGGGCCGGCCUCUUCCUCAGGGGCUUCUUCCCGGCGCCGGUCCGGUCGCGCUCCCUCCGCGGGGCGGCCCCCAUCCCUCCGCCGGAGCCGCCGCCCUCAGGAUCAUCUUCCAAUUGGACCAAGGUUCCAUCUCCUCUCUUUAAAAGGACAGUCAUAAUGCUAAUUGAUGCCCUGCGGGACGACUUCGUUUUCGGUUCAAAAGGGGAACAGUUCAUGCCCUAUACAUCGCAGCUGAUUGAAAAAGGAACAUCUCAUAGUUUUGUUGCGGAAGCUAAGCCGCCUACAGUCACUAUGCCUCGAAUCAAAGCAUUAACCACUGGCAGCAUCCCAGGCUUCAUUGAUGUCAUCAUGAACCUCAAUUCUCCUGCCUUGCUGGAGGACAACUUGAUCUGGCAAGCCAAAGCAGCUGGGAAACGGAUCAUCUUUUAUGGCGAUGACACCUGGGUUAGACUGUUUCCAAAGCAGUUUGUAGAAUAUGACGGAACGACAUCCUUUUUUGUCUCUGACUACACCGAGGUUGACAACAAUGUAACCAGACAUUUGGAUAAAGUGCUGAAAAGAGAAGAUUGGGACUUACUCAUCCUUCACUACUUAGGACUGGAUCAUAUUGGCCACCUCAGUGGACCAAACAGCAUUUUAAUAGGAUCCAAACUUUCUGAAAUGGAUGGCAUCAUCAAGAAGAUUCAUACUUCUCUCCUCUCCAAGGAAGAAGGAGAAAAGGCUCUGCCUCCAUUACUGGUUGUGUGUGGUGACCACGGGAUGUCUGAAACGGGGAGCCAUGGAGGUUCCUCAGAGGGAGAAGUGCGGACACCCCUGCUCUUGAUCAGCUCCGCUUUCAACAAAAGAAAUGGUCCCCAGAAACCCCCAGAACUUGUUCAGCAGACUGACUUAGCUGUUACGCUGGCACUAGGCCUUGGCUUGCCAAUUUCAAGGAACAGCGUUGGGAAGCUGCUGCUGCCUGUUGUACAACAGAAGACAAUGAGAGAACAGCUACGGUACUUGCAUUUAAAUGGAUUCCAGCUCAGCCGACUUCUCCAAGAGAAUGUGCCAGCGUAUGAAAAAGAUCCUGGAUUUGAACAGUUUAAGAUGGCAGAGAAAUCUCAUGGAAAUUGGAUCAAGCUUUAUUUGGAUGGAAAUACUUCAGAAACUCUCAUAAACCUUGGCAAGAAGGUCCUUAAGCAGUAUUUGGAGGCUCUCAAGACCCUGAGCUCUUCUCUAAGCAAGCAAGUGGCGCAAUAUGACAUGUAUUCAAUGAUAGUGGGAACAGUGAUUGUUCUGGAGGUGCUGCUCCUACUCUUGCUGAGCACCCCAAAAGCCCUGAGCAGCAAGGCACAACUUGAGGUCCCCCUCUCUCCAUUGUGUUCUCUGCUCUUCUACCUGUUGUGCCUGAUGCUCUGUGCUGUUCAUGUAGUGGUUUGUACCUCGAUGGAAAGCUCGUGCUAUUUCUGUAGCCUCUCAUGGAUAACAGCCAUUGGAGUGAUAAUGCUGGUCUCAGGGCUGCUGUGUGUCAUCCUGUCUACUGUGGAAAAUGGAUUUGUGAAUCCAAAACAACCAGCAAAGAAUCCAGCUGCCUCCACUUCCAGCUGGUCUGAAUUUGAUGUACUCAUUUUGGCAGGCACCAUUGGCCAUGUGUCAAGUCUGGGUGCUAGCAGCUUUGUUGAAGAAGAGCACCAAACGUGGUACUUCCUUGUCAAUACCCUCUGCCUUGCCCUGUGUCAAGAGAUCUGCAGGCACUACUUCUUGGCCACAGAAGGUGAUCUUCCGCUUCUCUCUGCAGCAAAACCUGGUUCAGAGGAAACAAAGGGAGCGUCUUCCCACCACAGGAAGGAUGUUGACCUCUUCCAGGAUGAUUUGAAAAUGGGCAAGGUCUCUUCCACCGAAGACAUAAGUGGUUCUGGGAAGUGGAUGGCAUUAGCCACUCCAUGGGUCAUUCUUAUUUGCUGCCGGCUGCUUCGAUCGUUGAAUCAGACAGGAGUACAGUGGGCACACAGACCAGAUUUGGGACACUGGUUGACAAGUUCUGAACAUAAAGCUGAACUUUCUCUUCUGGCAGCUGUAUCCCUUGUUAUGAUCUUUAUUCUUGUUCAACGGAGAUGUUCUCUGGUUUCGAAAAUAGCAAUGGCACUCGGACUCUUGGGAGUGUACAGUUACCGGGCAGCCAUUGGAAAUGUGGAAUUUCCAUGGCAACGAGACAGCAAAGAUAUUUCAAAAGGCAUAAUUGAAGCACGGUUCGUUUACAUCUUCGUUCUUGGCAUCAUCUUCACAGGCACCAAAGACUUGCUCAAAUCUCAGGUUCUUUCUGCGGACACAAAAACCAAGUUUACUGGUUUGUGGGAAAUAUACAGUGGGCUGGUGUUGCUCGCAGCACUCCUGCUGAGGCCGCACAACUUGCCAGUUUUAGUCUUUUGUCUGCUCUUCCAAGCCAUGAUGAUGAAGUAUGUUUGGAAGCCAUUGGAGUUUGAUGCUGCUCAAGUUACUAUAAUGCACUAUUGGUUUGGUCAAGCUUUCUUCUUUUUUCAGGGUAAUUCAAACAGCAUUGCCUCUGUAGAUGUUUCGGCUGGUUUUGUUGGGCUCGAGAACUAUGUAGAAAUCCCAGCAAUCUUCCUGACGGGAUUUGCAACAUACUCAGGACCUUUGCUGUGGGCCAUUCAUUUGCUGUGCUAUUUGAGUUCUGAAGUUCACAGGAAUCCUGCUGCAGUGGGCCACGGCUGCUUCUGCUAUGCGCUGCUGCGCUCCAUCCCGGUUGCAGUGUACAUCAUCUUGGUGACGGCUUUGCGGUACCAUCUCUUCAUCUGGAGCGUCUUUUCACCAAAGCUUCUCUAUGAAGGGGUCCAUGUCCUCAUCACAGCCGGUGUGUGCAUCUUCUUCACAGCAAUGGAUCAGAACCAUUUGCGCCGAGUCCAAGACUAAAAAGCCUCCAUUGUGUGGAAUCUGAGAUCAUGCUCAGAAAGCAACUGACUCUUUACUGUGGAUUGUGGAUUCUUGCCUUUCAGAUUACCCAGCGAACUUUAAAGAUCAAUCUAUUUUUAGCAAACAUGUUUUAUAAAUCAGCUGUGCUGCAACAAGUCUAUCCCAAAGUGCUGUUGCAGAGAUAAUGGGAGUGAUCUUUCAAACUCUAAUUAAAAGACUGAAUGGUUUGGAAGAUUGUACGCUCCCUGUCCCUUCCUGGACCAGAUCUCGUGGCCCCGCAGUUCAGCAGUACAUUGAUCUUAAAUACAGUGCAGAUUCUCUUAUUAAAUAAGAUUCUUAAAUCAGAACCUGAAGCUGUUUAAACUGAUUAUGUUGGAACAAGGCUCAUGUUAAUUACGGUUAAUAUGCACACUGAAUGCUUAAAAGUGGUUAAGGUAGGCGGAAAGAAAUUGGCACUGGAAGGGAGAGAAUUUGCAACCCACGCCCAAUCUUUUAAUUGCAAUGGAGAGAUCACCUCUGUUGUAUCUUCAGUCCCAAAUUGAUCCAGCUUUGGACGUUGGGAAAGGAGUUAUUCCCUUUUGUAUUGCUCUUUAUUGCUGUUAUUUUUCUAAAUCCAAAGAGAAUCUCCUAGAUGUUCAGUGAAUUUUGAUGGCAGGGGAGGGGAUUCUGUCUGUCAUCAGGGUUGUAUUUUAUUUUAUGGUAGUUCCCCAGUUCUCACUUCCUAGAUGGGAGUUGUUACACGAGGGCAGGGAUAGGCAAACUUUUUUGUCUUGGGGCCGCAUUGCGGACCCGACCAGGAGGGCUGGGCCAGGAGGGAGGGGGGCUAGGCACAUACUAGAAGGGGUGGGCCAGGGAGGGUCUAGGAGAGUAUGGGGCCAGGAGACGGUAGGGCAGGAGCUAAGUCAUCCUCAGAUUGUCUUCCCAACAUAAGGAUGGGGCUGUUUGCCUUAUUCUUAUACUGGGAGAAAGGCAGGACUUGCAGCGACUGCCCCAAUCCUCCUCUCCUGAUCCUCAGCCUGUCCUCUUGGCAUUAUGCCAGGAGGAGUGCAAGACAAGUGCUUGAGAGUGCUCCGGAGAGCUCUCAGCUGCUGAGUGCCUUCUUCGAGUCAUCCUCCUGGCAUAAAGUUGGGACUUCUCACACCAUCCUUAUGCCAGGAGGAGGUCAAGACAUAUGGUGACUGAGAGCGCUCCAGAAGACUUUCAGCUGCUACAUGCCUUCAUCCCCCAACUUUUUGGCAUAAGGACACAGCGGGCCACUGUGUCCUUCAGCCAAGAGGACAGGGAAAAUGAGGGUCUGAGGUAUGAACCCAAAGGGGCGCAUCCGGCUCCUGGGCCUUAGUUUUUCCAUGCCUGCUUUAGGGAGUAGUUUUCUGUCCUUCAUGACUUCAGCGGAAAGCUGGCUUGUGGUCAGUGCUCAAGAAUUUAAAACUCUGAAUUGCUAUCCCUCUUGGCUUUUUGUUGUGUGAUGGAUUAAAGACGUCCGAGAUGAAAAACUACUGGUUAAUAUAACACAAAGAAAUUCCAAUUUCCUGAGCAAAGUAAUGAAUACUGUUUUUGUUUCUAGUCAACCCCUCUGCUUCCCAAACCAUCCACUGCAAAGUCAGACCUUGUGGGAAUAUUUUCCCAUACUCCAGGAUGCCAUCUCGUCAACUCUGUAGAUGCCUGCCUUCUUUUUCUUUUGAUAUUCUCUGAACAUAAUGCCACACAAUAUGACCAGAUGUUGUAAACUGGAGAUUACAUAUAUUAAAAAUGUAAUAUAAUGUA